CAACAGCGCGUGCGCGGAGCGGGAAGCCCGGCAGGCAUGGCGUUCCGGCAGGCGCUGCAGCUGGCGGCCUGCGGCCUGGCGGGCGGCUCGGCCGCCGUGCUCUUCUCGGCCGUGGCGGUGGGAAAGCCCCGCGCGGGUGGGGACGCGGAGCCGCGCGUGGUCGAGCCGCCGGCGUGGGCGGGAGCCGUGCAUCCCGGGCCAGGUGUCUGGAACCCCAACUGGGACAGGCGAGAACCUCUCUCCCUGGUCAACCUCCGGAAGAGGAACGCGUGCUCUGGAGACGAGGACGUGGCGUCCAGGAUAGACAACUACAAAGCCAAGGCCACGCGGCACAUCUUCCUCAUCAGGCACUCCCAGUACCACACGGAUGCCCCCCGGGAGAAGGACCGCACCCUGACACCCCUGGGUCGUGAGCAGGCUGAGCUCACUGGCCUCCGACUUGCAAGCUUGGGGCUGAAGUUUAAUAAAAUCGUCCAUUCCUCCAUGACGCGGGCAGUGGAAACCACCGACAUCAUCAGCAAACACCUGCCAGGGGUCUGCACGGUCAGCACCGACCUGCUGAGGGAAGGCGCCCCCAUCGAGCCCGACCCGCCCGUGUCUCACUGGAAGCCGGAAGCUGUGCAGUAUUAUGAAGACGGAGCCAGGAUCGAGGCCGCCUUCCGGAACUACAUCCACCGGGCGGAUGUCAAGCAGCAGGAGGACAGUUAUGAGAUCUUCAUAUGCCACGCCAACGUCAUCCGCUACAUCGUGUGCAGGGCGCUGCAGUUCCCUCCAGAAGGCUGGCUCCGCCUCUCCCUCAACAAUGGCAGCAUCACCCACCUGGUAGUCCGGCCAGACGGCUGUGUGGCACUCAGGGCCCUCGGGGACACAGGGUUCAUGCCUCCGGACAAGAUCUCCCGCUCCUGAGGGCCACUCCUCACUGGGCCCGGCUCUGGCAUCUGGCACGGGGGCCUCCAAGAACACAGAGACUGGCCUCUGGCCGCUCCGCAGGCUACACUGCGGUCACUCCGUUUCUCUCGGACCAGGCGGAGGUGGAGUGAUGUCUACAUCGCCGCCGUUUCCCGCCCAGGAUGGAAAGGGGGAACGCUCUGGCCCUUCGGCGAGGCCUCCUCAUGGUGUCACCGUGGAGACCACAGCACCCGCAGUGGCCACACGAGCCCUUGAGGCACUCAACAAAGCCAUCGGCACCAGGGACUCGGAGAGCCCAGCAUUUCCAUCCGUAACUUAUUCCGCUUUGUACAUUCUCCACAUUUCUUAAAGCCUUUGGUCACUUUGUCAAUAAAGAUUUCCGUCUGUUCUUGCAUGGGAAACCACUGUCUCACUCCGAAGUCCUGUGUCCCUGAAGCUGUUGGGUGAGUGAGGCGAACGUAUAACCACUACACUACGGAAACAGCUUGCUGUUGAGUGUGAACACACCUGUUGUUAGUCUCUGGCCAGGUGAGAGGGGGUGCCACCUGCUGGUUUCAGGGGAGGGCCAGGGGGGAACAGCCAGGAGAGUCCUGUUUCAGUAAAAUAGCUGUCAGCUCAUUCUGUUUGCCUCUUGCUAUUAAACUUUUGUGCUUAUGGAUUAAAAUAUUUGGACAAUGAGGUGUCCAUCCAGAUAUUUACAAAAACUACAAUUUCUAUGAAGUGGUUAUGAACUUUUUCUGCAGUGCAACUAAAUGGGAUGUCUGAUCCAUGUCUCUGUCAACUUUGGAAAUAACUACGAAAAUAAAACUUUAUUUUACUGGUUUUCAAAGUACUAAUUGUGAAAUGUUUUAAAGAAACCAGAAGCCUGUACAGCCUGACAAAGGCAGCCACAUUGGCUGGGACACCCAGGAAUGACAGCUUUGCUGGGCAGCUGCCACCAGAGGCCUCAUGACAGGCCUGAGCCAAGACCGUGAGUCUUGACAUGACAAAUGGCAUUUUAGAAGCAGCAACCACACGCACCAUUUCUGGAACGUUUUGACAGCUAACCCAGGCUCUGUGCCAACUUCUGAAACCACAAACGGGACAGGAGCACGUAUGUCUGACCUCUAUGAGGCCAGGGAGCCCAGCACGACUGAGCUCUGGGCUCGGGGGGGCUACAGGCCUGAAGGUGGGGGGCAGGCCCUCUUCCCUGUCCUACCUGUUUGGUGGCAUUUCUGCCCUUUGUACAACCUGUGAGGAGCAAGACAGCCUUCCAGAAACCAGAAAUGAGCCCCCUCAAGGGGGACACAGCUAAAGAGCGGGAGGAGGGUGUUGGGCAUUCAGUUACAGUGACCGAAGGAAACAGGACAGGUGACCAGAGGCUUCUCACACGACAGGACCAGUAGUCAGCAAAAACCCUAUUUUAAUUUCAUCUGAGUAUUUACAGCAAUAUACAGCACAGCAGGUAAGAUUCUAGGAAAAACAGGUCAGCACUCUGAACAUCUGCAUUCUGAUUUCUGUUGAGAACAGAUGCCUUUUAAAAUGCCAUUGGCUUUUACAAUACAACGUUAUUUUCUGUCUUAUAUCUAGACAUGAAAACACCUUGUGUAGCCACCAUUAGAAUUUUUAAAUCUAAAUCUUGAUUCUAAUAUUCCUGACCUGCCUCUUGUUAUUGUGUGAAAUAACAAUUUUCAUGAAUGAAAAAGAAUCUCACACACUACAUUCUGAAAAAACAAG
Pipistrellus kuhlii (Kuhl's pipistrelle) is the source of this 2625-nucleotide messenger RNA. RefSeq names its product PGAM family member 5, mitochondrial serine/threonine protein phosphatase (gene PGAM5). The coding region runs from base 37 to 906 and encodes 289 amino acids. NCBI's taxonomy places the organism in Eukaryota, Metazoa, Chordata, Mammalia, Chiroptera, Vespertilionidae. The transcript is spliced from 7 exons. The record is from RefSeq and is a predicted model, not a curated record. Gene Ontology annotation, cellular component: mitochondrion. Gene Ontology annotation, biological process: positive regulation of mitochondrial fission.